Octopus bimaculoides (California two-spot octopus) is the source of this 4081-nucleotide messenger RNA. RefSeq lists its product as uncharacterized. The record is from RefSeq and is a predicted model, not a curated record. Lineage: Eukaryota; Metazoa; Mollusca; Cephalopoda; Octopoda; Octopodidae.
ACCCGUCUUUUCUAAUCGCAGGUUUCAAUUGUAUUAAAUACAAUGACAGAUGAUCUCAUUCGAUAUAUCGACACCAAAGAUCGGGAAGUUCAGUCUCAAGUAAGAAGAAGUCUCUCCAGUACCCAGUUAGAACUGCACAAAGAGCUUGAAAAUGUUCUCGGUCCGGAUACAUCAUCAGGAUUGUUAUCACCAGUGUCAGCAGGCAAUGGUAUCACACGAAGCCACACUAGUGAUGCUCUUCAGAAGAUGACCGUAACGACUUCUUCAACAGAUUUGUUAUCUCCACAACUGACAAUGAGUUAUAACACAAGUCAUACCAAAUCUCGCUCACCAUCUCCCUCACGAAUUUCUAAACAAAAACCUCACUCAGUUACCGUAAGCGGUUUGCAAGCAGCCUCCUCUCUUUCAGGGGAAUUACCUAAAAACAAAACGUUAAUCAAAAGCAUAUCGAUGGACAACCAAGAAGUUAUUUUCUCUGUCUCGACCACCCAAAAAGAACAGAUGCCAGCAAAAACAGAACCUUUAGCUACCACGACAUCAGCAACUUCUCUUAAUCUGCCGAUGUCAUCAAUGCUGCCACGUAUGUCUACUUCAGCGACAACUAUACCGUCACCGUCGUCGUUUCAGCCAGUGUCACCAAAUCUUUCUGUACCAACAAGAAGCGUCAGCACUGAUAAUGUAUCUCCAAUAACAGCGCGAAAGCAGUUCUUUGCUCAACAACCUUCUUCCGACUAUGGUAUGUCGUGGCCCAGGCGUGGAGCAGGUUUUGGUCACAGCAGGCAGAUGAGUAUGCCUGAUGCAGGCGAGAUUAGAGUUUUAACGAGUGGUGUUAGUGAAUCGAAACAUUCUGUCUCCUGGAAUGACAACGUCAAAGUUGUUGAAUCUGAGAAGCGAGAAGUUACCGUGGCUUCAUCAUCGACAGAAAAUGUAUUACAUGUAAAACCAUCAAGUGCCAAAGAGAAAAGACGUUUGUUUAAGAAAUCAAGUAGCGUUGAUAAUCCAGUUUUGACUUCUAUUGCCAGAGUAGGCGUCCAAGCAGCACAGCCUGCCGCUCCAUCAAUCAUGAAACCAUCAGAUCUAUUCAAAGCUAUGAAGCAGAAACUCCGUCCAUCUUUCAAAAAGACUUUUUCGUUUGAUUCUAAUCCUUUGAGACCUACUGGAGAAGGAUCAACACCAACCGAAUCGAUACAAAGUUGGGGACCUUCUGCCUCUGCUUCUCCUGAGAAAUUAUCUCCUGAAAUUUUAGAAGAACCACCAAUGUCAGCAUUCCAUCCAAUUAAAAUAUCAUCAGUUGAUAGAGAAAAUCGGUAUGAACAGAAAAAGGAAGACAAACAGACACAGAAUCAGAAAGCAUUGCAUUCAGAUGAAGAAUCGGAUCGAUUGGGAAGAAUGAUUACUUCAAGCAGGAAAAAUGCCUACCGAAAAAAUCGUUCAAAAUCAGCUGAUAGCCGCCAUGAAGAUCGAUUACGUCCUGUAGUUGUUCAUGCUGAUGUGAUCACCCCGAUAAGAGUAUGGGAAUUCAAUGAAACACCUGUCUGAAAACACCUGAAUAGCUUACAUAGAGAACUCUUAUUUUUAGUCGUGGAAACAUCAGGCGUGAAGAUUCUGUAAUAAUACCAGAAAUAACAGCUAUAUUUCUGGCAGAACCACAACUGAAUGAAAGAAGAAGAAGGGUAAAACAAACAAAUUAAAAAAUGCCCGAUUGAAUUAACAUCCUCUUAAAGAAAGAGAGAAGAUAGAGAGGGUGUAGGAAAUUAAAAUGAAAUUCCACGUAGGAAUUAGCCAGUGGAGAAAAUUAAAGUCAUCGUUAGUUUUAUACUAAUUCUCAUACAUUAUGAAAGAAUUAAAAUCUCUUAUGUUCCCAUCCCAAGCGUAGAAUAUUUGUCAGCAAUGUAUGUAGUUAGUGUUUGAAGAUUUGGUUAUUUUUCUCAUUAGCAGUUUGCUGGUGUUUAUUUUAUGUCGGUUGUGAAGUAUCUGUUGUUUAUUUAUAAUAGGAGUCAUAAUGUUUAGUUAAUCUGUUUCAAAGUGUUUGAACUUGAAUGUCUUGUAAAAAAUUAUAGACAAACUAUUCAAACGAAUCUUCAUAAAUAUAUUUUCCAUUCAAAGAUAGAGAGAUAGGUAACUAAUCACAAUGAUAAUUUAGUGGCAAAUAAAUGUAUUUAACGACUGUUUUUGUGCGCUAUAGGAAAUUCUUUAUGUUUCACUUAUUCGUCCCGACAGUUAUUAACGUAAACAUUCUUAGUUUUAUGGUAUCUUAAAUUAACUUCAGCCAUAUAUUUGCACACAUUCAUACACGCACGCAUGCACACAUACACUUCACACGUACACACUCAUGCGAUCUAUGCGUGUGUAUGUUAUUUAUUUUAUAUAUAUAUAACUGAACCAUCAUUCCAUUAAUAUAUAGUUGUAUUUCCAGACGAAGAGAAUAAAGAAACAAGAAUAUAUUAAAAAGGAAAAAAUAAUGAAUAUAAGGAGAAAGAUAUAUUUUACAAUAACUACAGCUACAGUACACAUACACACUCACCCAAAGAUCUUAACUCCGCGAAAGCCAUUGUUUUAAAAUCAUCGAGCGUCUUCUUGACAAUUCGUCCAUUCCAAGACAAACAUGUCAGUGUCUUUAUUUAUUUAUUUAUUUAUUUAUUUAUUCUUUAAACUCGUCCACAUCAAAACUAUUGACCUUUCGAAGCUCGCAUAAAGAAAGGAAUGAAUCGGGUUACGACUUUCGUUUGAAAUCUCUCUAUAAAUUCGUACAUACACUGGGAAAUAAAAGCAUUUGGAAAGAAGCCUGCCGAACACAUGUCAGUCUAACCCAUCAAGCCUACUAAAAAAUAUUUCAUAAAACUCGCAUUAUAUUAUCACAUUUUCUUUUUAAAAUUACUUUUUUAAUUAAAUUCUACAACAUGAUUUUAAUUCAAUGGCUAGAAACAAUCAGCUUUGUCAUCGAUUUUUUACCAUCCCAGGUUAAGAUUUUAGAAUUAUUCCAGUGAUUUGAUCACUCUAACUAUUAUUAUCGCUACUCUAACCAUCCUCACUGUCACACUCUCAAUAUUAUCGUCAAUAUUAUCAACAUUAUUUUCGUCAACAUCUACAACAUUCUUAUCACGUACACCAUACAGAAGCAGAAGGUUAGCUAGAUUGUUAACCAAUCACUUUUCUACGAAAUUUAUCCUUCCGGAAGAAGGAAGAGCAUAUUUAACAGAAAGAAGUAGCAGUAACUGAAUUAAGAUAAUAAUAAUAAUAAUAAUAAUAAUAAUAAUAAUAAUAAUAAUAAUAAAAAUAAUAAUAAUAAUAAUAAUAAUAAUAAUAAUAAUAAUAAUAAUAAUAAUAAUAAUAAUAAAUUAAAUAUCAGUAAAUACGAAUAGAAGGAAAGCAACAUUAAUAACGACAUUUUUUAUGCAGAUCUUUAAAAAAAAAUGCAUUAUACUGUAUUUUAAGGCCAUUUUCUUCUAUUCAUGUCUGGGAUGAUAGAAACAGAACAGGACAACCAAUCGGGAAGUGAAACCGAGAUCUUUCUGUUGGUGUCACAAAUAACAGUGCGCGCUCGUGUGUAUGUGGUGGGCAUGGUAUCUUUAAAAUAUAUAACGUAUAUACAUCGUCAAUCUUAGUUUAAGAGAUAAGAAUGUAAGACUGACAUAGUUUUUUUUAAUAAAAUGGAAUGGAUGCAACGACCAUUUUUCUUGGGAUUGGUCGCUCAAACACACACAUAUAUUUCUUUUUAUAUGUGUGUGUGUAUGUAAUUAUGUAUGUACGUAUGUAUGUUUGUGUAUUUAUGGAUAAAUAUAUGGAGUAAUGGGUGAUUGUAUAUUCGUAUGCAUGUAUGUAUGUAUGUAUAGAAAUCUCGACCAGUGUUGGCAAGUUAGUCCUUUGACAUAUCGUCCUCAUUUAUAUCAAUAUUUUUAAACGCUCGCAUUAUAAAUCCGAUCUGAAAAUUCAAUAUUUAUAUUUUUUUAUUCAAUACUAUUUAUCUAUCGAUUUUUUACAUCCAUUAUUGUACUAUAAUUUAAAAGAUAACAGACUAAGCAGACAUGGGAACAUAGAGAUUAUUAGUUCCGUAAAUUAUACAAAUGCAACCUAUAUAUAU